Molecule: messenger RNA, 2556 nt
Organism: Fopius arisanus
Lineage: Eukaryota; Metazoa; Arthropoda; Insecta; Hymenoptera; Braconidae
Source: RefSeq, a predicted model, not a curated record
UUAGGCUGCUUUAUAUCCUUUAGUUUUUGAAUUUAGUCUUUGAGGAAGUUGAAAUGUAUCAGAAUAGGUUGAAGCGGUUGGAAUUCGAGAGGAUAUACAAUGAGAGACUGAAGAGAAGCAUUUCCAAACCAAUUUUAUCGAGUGCUAUUUCAAUGAGUGAUGCAUUGCAAAGCCCCAGAUCAAGUGAGAGCCGACUCUCGAGGUCAUUCGACAUGUACACGAAAAAAAUAGGUGAUGGCUUUCCAAUUAACGAGGAAAAAUAUCCGGAACUGACGAUUCAAAUGUUCUUCGAGUUCAUGAGGACCGCUUAUCAAGUGAAUGACAGUUUCGAUGAGUUAUCAACGAUUUUGUCGACAAAUUCGGAGUUAAACUGGACAGAACUUGCAAAAAUUGACUUGAAUAUUCGCUCUCCCAAUGAGAAGAACGUCGGCACCGAGGACUUGAUCCUGGACACAAGCCAGAAGCCUCCGGAGGAGAACCAAAUGAAUUCUAAUCCACAAUCUCAGGACGACUCGAAUAUUGAGAAAAACAAGAAAAGCGACCAGACCUCCAACAGCGGCAGUAGUGUAAAAUCUCCAGAGAGUGUGUCAUCAAUGAAAAAGAAUAAAACUCACAAGCACGAGGGUGACAACAGGGAGCAUCCCCUGGGAAAAUUGAUGAAGAAAAGUCUGAGUGAUGUCCUCCACGAGGGUUUGUUGGACUCAGUGCUACCGUAUAUGCUGCCGAAACCCACUGUUUCCCAACCAAUUAUCAAAAAACCUGUGGCAACAACUGAAGCCAAAAGAACAGCUUCUCUCACAGCUAAUCUCGAAAAAGUCGGCACUUCUUCAACGCACAAGGAGAAAGAAAAGGACAGGAGUAAAGUCCAUCGCAAAUCUCUCGAAACCGAAGUGGAAAUCCACGUGUGCGAUGAAGCAAAAAACGUGAAAAAGGACUUUAGAUGCCCCCAGAAGCUACUCAUCCAGAAGAUGUGUUACUUCGCUGACGUGACUGCAGGUCAGAAACUCGAGGAGAUGGACAUCUCAGUCCACUGUGACAUCGUCAUCUUCGACUGGUUGAUGCGAUGGGUUAAAAAAGAUAUCAUUAAAAAAUCAGAGUGGCCAGUUUUGGAGGCCAGUAAUGUCAUACCAAUCACAGUAUCAGCAUCCUUCCUCCAGAUGGAACCUCUCCUAGAGCAAUGUCUUGUUUUUUGCCACGAGAAUAUGUCUGAAGUGUUAAAAACAUCUACGAUUCUUACCUGCCUAAACGACAAUAUUUUCACUAGAUUAGCUGAUUUAUUUACGAAUAUGGAUGUGGAAAUUUUGAAAGACAAAAAAGAUAAGGUGCAGAGCAGACUCUUUUGUAAAUUAAUCAUGUCCCUGGCGGACCCAAUCCCGGACACCAGGAGGGGUCAUUACAGUUCUUUGUCAACUCUUUUCAAGUGUGGAAAAUGUGGGAAAAAUGUCAUUCGCUCGAUUUCGGACUGCGUCCCCUGUCUCCCCAGCUCCAUGAAGAUCGACAGCAAGGGAGACCUUCACAGCAAGCACACGAGGGAUUUCAACUGGACAUUGAACGACUACAUCGUGGGUCUUCGGUCAGAGCUCAGGACCUGGAGGAAAGUCUACUGGAGACUGUGGGGUGACUGCCAUUUUUUAAAUUGUCGACAGUGCAACACAUUUUUUCCGAUUAAUCAGAUGGACUGGUGCAGCUAUCAUCCGGAUAAUCCCCAGUUCUUCGCCAACGAGCAGCAGAGGGCUGCCUCCUUUCCUCUGGGGAGGUAUCCCUGCUGCAGUCAAAGGGCUUAUCGAUUCGAAGCCCUACCUAACUGGGAUGGCUGUCGAUUCAAGGAACACAUACCUUCAAUUUCAGUGGACAACGAUGGCCACGUGUUGAAUAUCUUCACAAUGUACAGGGAUGCGAUAUCCCAGGAUCCACCCCAGAGGUUCUUCCCUGAGAAGAUUACGAGGCUGGUUGCCAGGGAUCCAUCGAUUCCCUCUGGCAAAUUGCUGUGCAAGGAGCCCAUGUGGUGGGAUGGCAUUGAAUUGGCGCCAUCCAGACCCAAGUUGGGACUUCUGGGGAAGGUCUGGGGGGGCCCUGGAGUUAGGAAGCCUUGUCAGGUGGAGGGUAGGCACAGAAAAUCCAAGCAGUCGUCUCAGGUCGAAAUCUCGUCGCCCCCUUCAUCUGGGAGUGAGAGCGAUGAGGAUGAGACUGGCACUGCAUGUGGGGAUAGCAGCCUUGAAGAUGUCUCGGGAAAUAGUGAUGAGUCUAGUGCAUGCCCCAUUUACAAGUCUGCCAGGAGAAUCAAACGGAAAUAUCAUUCUGUCAAGAGUCCCACAAGCAUCACACAUGCCACAAUCAACCACUGGGGGGUACAUAUACGAAGCUGGAAGCUGAGUUUCGCGAGCAAUCAACGCAGGCAUAUAAAAAUAAAAAUUCAACGAACAGCAAAGCGCCUGGACGUUCUCGUUCAUCAAAGGCUUGAGUAAAGUAAAAAGCUAUCUAGUCACUUGGUGAGAUUAAUUAAUACAAAUCAACUUUGGCUUCGUGGAUUUUACAUAAAAAUAAGUCCUUAUUCAC